Solanum tuberosum (potato) is the source of this 855-nucleotide messenger RNA. Its product is annotated as zinc finger BED domain-containing protein RICESLEEPER 2-like. Gene Ontology annotation, molecular function: DNA binding. The record is from RefSeq and is a predicted model, not a curated record. Bases 1 to 855 code for a protein of 284 amino acids. The transcript has a single exon. Lineage: Eukaryota; Viridiplantae; Streptophyta; Magnoliopsida; Solanales; Solanaceae.
AUGGCUAAUGAAAUUAUGAAGUGUUUGCGUGAUUGGGGCUUAGAUAAAAUAUUUACCAUCACAGUUGAUAAUGCUAGUUCAAAUGACGUGACUGUGAAAGAGUUGUCUAAGAUAUUCACUAAAUGGGGGAUCAAUUUCAUGAAUGGAGAACACCUUCAUGUGAGGUGUAUGGCGCAUAUUCUAAAUCUUGUUGUUCAAGAUGGUUUGAAGGUGUCUGCUGUGUCUAUUGAACGGGUUAGAAAAGCAGUUAAAUACAUAAGGUUGUCUCCUGCGAGGUGUAAGAGGUUCCAAGAAUGUUGUGAAGAUGUUGAUAUUAAUUGUAAAAAAUCUUUAUGUUUGGAUGUCUCUACGAGAUGGAACUUCACAUACUUGAUGUUAAAUAGGGCUAUCGAGUUUGAAAAUGUUUUUUCCAGUUAUGCUGCUCGUGAUAUUGGCUUGUUACAUUACCUUCAGUUUGUUGAGGAUGAAGAUGGAAAGGAUGAACAUGGCGUUGUUGGUGCCCUUUUGAGUGAUGACUUGGACAAUGUAAGAAAAAUUGCUAAUUUUCUUCAAACUUUUUAUGAUCUUACCAGAGAAGUAUCUGGAUCACACUACGUCACAGCAAACUCACAUUUUCUUAAAAUUUGUGAGGUUUCUUGUUAUUUAAAACAAUUGAUAUCGAGUGAAGAAGAUAAUGAUGAUCUUUUGGGUAAAAUUGCUUCGAAUAUGAGAGAAAAAUUUGAUAAGUAUUGGGGUACUCCAAAGAAGAUGAACAAGAUGAUUUUUAUUUCUUGCGUUUUGGAUCCUCGUCACAAGUUUGUUUCAGUUGGCUUUGCACUUCAAAUGAUGUUUGGGAAAGAAGGAUGGGUGAUCUAA